AGAGAGAGAGAGGCGAUGGCCGCCGAUGGAGUGUGCGGGGCAUCGAUGGAUCAGUACCGGGCCGAGUUGGAGCGGCUCACCCAGCAACUGGGCGAGGCGAACCGGGAGAAGGUCCGGGCUGCGGAGUGCGGGCUGGUGGUCCUGGAGGAGAACCAGGCGCUGAAGCAGCGGUACGCGGACCUGGAGCUCGACCAGGACAUCCUCAGGAAGGAGCUGGAGCAGUUACAGGAGGCGUUUGGCCAUGCGUACAGCAACCAGCGUAAGGCGGCAGCUGACGGGGAGAACAACGAGGAGACGCUGCUGCAGGAGUCGGCCUUAAAGGAGGCCUACUACAUGGGGCGCAUCCUGGUGCUGCAGACGGAGGUGACACGGAGCCGCUGCGUGGCGUUCAACGCCCAGGGCGAGAACGAGGGGCUCAACACACUCACGCAGGACCUACGAGAGAGUAAUGAGAUUCUGGAGCUACAGAGGAGCCAGAUGAGGGAAGAGGUGAAGGAGUACAAGUUCAGAGAGACCAGACUGCUUCAGGAUUACACGGAGCUGGAGGAGGAGAACAUCACGCUGCAGAAACUGGUGUCCACGCUCAAGCAGAGCCAGGUGGAGUACGAGGGACUGAAACAUGAAAUCAAGGUACUAGAGGAGGAGACUGUUCUGCUCAACAGCCAGCUGGAGGACGCAUUACGUCUGAAGGACAUUUCUGAGGGUCAGCUGGAGGAGGCCUUGGAUGCCCUCAAGAGUGAGCGCGAGCAGAAGUACAAUCUGAGAAAGGAACUGGCCCACCACAUCAGCCUGGGCGACAGUGUCUACGGCGCAGGGGCCCAUCUGGCGCUCACUGUCACUGGCGUUGAGGGCCUCAAGUUCCCCGAGGACACCAACGGGACCAACGGCAGCACCAUCCCGGCUGCCAACGGCAACAAUGAGGACAGCAACCGCCGCAACGGCCACGUUCACGCAGACAACGGAUUGGCUAAAAUGAACGGGGACUACCGACCGGACCAGAAAGGCGACGGCCUGCACCCCGUGCCCGACCUGUUCAGUGAGCUCAACCUGUCGGAGAUGCAGAAGCUCAAACAGCAGCUGCUGCAGGUGGAGCGCGAGAAGUCGUCGCUGCUCAUGAACCUGACGGAGUCCCAAACCCAGCUGCAGCACACGCAGGGCGCCCUGACGGAGCAGAGCGAGCGGCUCCAUCGCCUCACGGAGCACGUCAGCGGCAUGAAAUGUCUCAGCGGGGUCAAGGAGCUCGAUGACCCUCGGGAGAGCGAGAAACCGGACGGCGGCUCCUUCUCGCCACCAGCCAACGACGGUCCCCGUGACCCCGAUAUCCACGGCUUCGAGAUCCUGGAGUGCAAGUACAAGGUGGCAGUGACGGAGGUGAUCGACCUGAAAGCUGAGCUCAAGGCCCUGAAGGAGAAGUACAACCAGGCCGUGGAGGGGCGGGGCGACGGCCACGGGGACGACGACAGGGUCCCGGCACUCAGCCAACAGGUGACACAUCUGGAGUGUCACUACCGUGAGAGCAGGGAGAGGGUGGCGAGCCUGGAGGCAGAGCUGCGAGCGGCCGCGGGCACGGCCACGGAGAGCCAGGGCCUGCUGAAUGCGGCGCAGGAUGAGCUGGUGACCUUCAGCGAGGAGCUGGCGCAGCUCUACCACCACGUCUGUCUGUGCAACAACGAGACGCCCAACCGCGUCAUGCUGGACUACUACCGCCAGAGCCGCGGCACGCGCAACGGCAGCCUGAAGGUCUCCGACGACCACCGGGCUCUGCUCUCGCCUCGCCUGGCCCGCCGCCUCGCCGCAGCAUCAGCAGCUUGCUCCUCCGAGCACCCGCGCAGUCCCAUGGACUCCCCGUCCAGGGACGCCCCGCCCAGGGACGCCCGUCACAACGAGACGACGCCCGGCACAGUGGACUCCUGUCACAGCGGCCCCGCCCGCAACCCCACGGGCUCCCCGGUCAUCGCCGUCUCUCCGUGCCCGUCUCCGGCGCCCUCGGAGGCCGGUGGGGACCUGCGGAAGGAGCCCAUGAACAUCUACAACCUGAACGCCAUCAUCAGAGACCAGAUCAAACACCUCCAGAGGACAGUGGACCGCUCGCUGCAGCUGUCCAGGCAGAGGGCCGCGGCGAGGGAGCUGGCGCCGAUGCUCGACAAGGACAAGGAGCUGUGCCUGGAGGAGAUCCUCAAGCUCAAGUCCCUGCUCAGUACCAAGAGAGAGCAGAUAACCACGCUCAGGCUCGUGCUGAAGGCCAAUAAACAGACAGCAGAGGGCGCUCUGGCGAAUUUGAAGAGCAAGUACGAGAAUGAGAAAACGAUGGUGACAGAGACCAUGAAGAAGCUGAGGAACGAGCUGAAGGCUCUGAAAGAAGAUGCCGCCACCUUCUCGUCUCUCAGGGCCAUGUUUGCCACAAGAUGUGAUGAGUACGUUAUUCAGCUGGAUGAGAUGCAGAGGCAGCUGGGGGAAGCAGAGCACGAGAAAAAGACUUUGAACUCCCUCCUGCGUAUGGCCAUACAGCAGAAACUGUCCCUGACCCAACGGCUGGAGGAUCUGGAGUUUGACCACGAGGAGACUUACCGGGGCCGCGGCUCUAAAGUGCCCAGGAUUAGAAGCAACCCGCCCAAAGUAAGUGGCAGAGGCGCCGUCACGGCUCCCUCCAGUCCCACCAGGCUCCACAGCCCCCCCAUUAUCACCUCCCUGACCCUCACUAGUCCCGCCUCUGUAGAACUAACCGCCUGUCCGUCCAUGUCUGCGUGGACUUCAGACACACUUUCUGAAACAAUCCAGACCUCAGCUUUACAUUUUCCACCAUACAGCAGUCACCCUCACUUCUCCCUCGGCCCCCAGCCCGCCAUGGCCGACCCCGAGCGGCUGACCUUAGAGUUCAGACGACUCAUUUACGCGAGACAAGACAUAGGUCGACUGUCCCCGUCUCACAGCGCCAGUAGUCCCGCCUCGCUGUCUCCUCACAUUCGACGAAGGCGAUGACGCGUCGACGUCCCCACACCCAGCGCCGAUAUCCACUAUGCACACCGGUCACAACAGAAGCCACUGGAUUAUGUGGGACACAGCAGGGAGGGAAACUGGUUUCACACGUCUGUGGUUUGAACAUGCAGCAACACUCGGGAAGAAGGAGCCCCUGACAGCUUGCUCCAUCCUCAAAGCAGCACUUGAACAGCCUUUUUCUUAUUUUUUAGGUUGGACUGCAUAUACUUGUCUCACGCACACGUUAUGAAUGUGAUAUCAGGCGUCUUUCUCUUCGUCGGAAUAGCUGCAACCAAUAAAAUGUGACAUUAAAUAUCCUUCUCGUAGAGCACUGGGAAGUGUUUCAAAGUGAAAACCAAGCAGAACGUGGCUGCAGCCUCUGCUUCAGCACACAGCGCCUCCCUGUGGCGGACUCCAUUAAUACCAUGUUAUAAUAAGUCUUUUUAACAAUUUAAUUCAAAUGCUAUUUAACUAUUCUAUUCCAUAAAACUAGUGGAUGUUGUAAGUUUUCUUUACUCCAGUUCAUUCUUGCAUGCCUAUUUUGUCACAUCUAACGUUCAGUCAAAAAGCAUUUGACAGGCUUGAAGUGUGUUAUUGAUUAUUAAUAAGUCGUCCAGAGUAAUAUGAAAACAAGUCAGACCUCCUCUCUGUGCCUCAACCUCCCACGUGUCCCUUUGUUCACCUCUCUACUUGAGGAAAAAAUGGAUACACUAGAAUAGAGCCAUUUCUU
This is a messenger RNA of Pseudoliparis swirei, 3706 nucleotides long. RefSeq names its product bicaudal D homolog 1a (gene bicd1a). NCBI's taxonomy places the organism in Eukaryota, Metazoa, Chordata, Actinopteri, Perciformes, Liparidae. The transcript is spliced from 8 exons. Gene Ontology annotation, cellular component: Golgi apparatus; cytosol. The record is from RefSeq and is a predicted model, not a curated record. Gene Ontology annotation, molecular function: dynein intermediate chain binding; dynactin binding; dynein complex binding. Gene Ontology annotation, biological process: microtubule anchoring at microtubule organizing center; positive regulation of receptor-mediated endocytosis; protein localization to organelle. The coding region runs from base 16 to 2979 and encodes 987 amino acids.